UCCAAACUGCCUUUUUCACGCAGCACCUUCUACUGCUUCGUCUGUUAGUCGCUUUAUCAAGUAGCUACUGUUUGUAGAAAACCGGAUAUGACCGAAUGAUUUUCGAUGAUGUCAGCAUUUCUUGAAACAUCUUUGUUUUCUUGGUCUUCUUCUGUCUUCAUAUUUUCGAGAUACGCCGAUAGUCUGGCCUUUUUUCUAUAGCAGUUCUUGAUCUAUGCCUGCUACGUACAUAUUUCGCUCACGAUUGCUUCUGAAAUACUGAAAACGGGCGAUCUACCUCUAUAUGUCGCGACAAGUGAGUAGAAAUUACUACGCAUUCACCCCCGACGACAAUACAGAGAAGGACGUCUACUUGCAAGCUCACGGCCACAAUUUCGACGGCCGAGAGAGGCACGUUGUGAUCCACUGGGUUAACGGAACGCUCGCCGAUAAUCCAGUAACCCAAAUCGUCCAACUCAGCGGCAUUCGAGGAAAAUUCGUCUUUGAUUCGCUCGUCGCCAAGCUUCGUAAUCCCGCCACUCUCGAAUCGCAUACACAGUAUUACCUGGGUAGCUUCACUCGUGCUGAGCGGCAGCUUUUGUUGCGCCUUGCAAAUGAAAUUGAAUUCGAUAAAACAUCGGUGAUCAAUGGAUGUCGAGUUUGGAUGAGAGAAUUGCUUCUGAAGAUGGUGAGAGAGAAGUUAAUUUCGGAGGAGACGUUUGAGGUUAUCGAAGAGGAUGUACCGCUUCCGAAACGUAUGCCUGAGCCUGAUGAAGCUAUCGAAGACUCACAAAGAUUACAACUGCAUUAAAACGAAGUUAUCGAUAUAAACAUACAAGGACUUCCCAAUGACGCCUGCUUCCACGGUAUUGCUCACGAACAUUAAUACACGAGUGACAACGCAUACAUAGACACUUGUAACAUAUGAUAUUUAGUAGGCAGGAAUUCAUACUCUUUAUAUGUUGUAUCAAAAACAGGACCCCCCCGGUGCGCCAAAGCCUGCUCAGAACU
Lentinula edodes (shiitake mushroom) is the source of this 990-nucleotide messenger RNA. RefSeq lists its product as uncharacterized. The record is from RefSeq and is a predicted model, not a curated record. The transcript is spliced from 5 exons. NCBI's taxonomy places the organism in Eukaryota, Fungi, Basidiomycota, Agaricomycetes, Agaricales, Omphalotaceae. Bases 284 to 790 code for a protein of 168 amino acids.